AUGGGGAAACCCCCGGCUGCCAUCAUCAUUGCUCGGCAUGGUGCUCGCUUGGAUGCUGCCGACAAGAACUGGCAUCUCACCUCUCCCACCCCCUAUGACCCUCCUCUCUCCUACGGCGGUUGGUUACAGUCUCGUGCGCUGGGGACUCGCAUCAUCGACCUCAUCCAGUCAUUAGCGGAUUCUCUGGACUCGACCACACAACCCGAGGACAAGGUCAAGUCUGCCGACCGUCUUCAAAAAGCCAAGCCCAAACGCCGGAUCAUCAUUCACACCUCUCCUUUUACUCGAUGUCUGCAGACGGCCAUCGCAGUCAGCUCCGGCAUCUGCCAGAAUUCUGGCGAGCCAGAUGCCAUGCCGUUGAAGGGUUCUACGAUCGUCCCGUCCAGCUCGGAUUCUUCGUUGACCCCAGGGCCCAUUUCAUCAAGCGACCAUCGAUGCCUCCUCCGUGUGGAUGCCUUUCUCGGCGAAUGGCUGUGUCCGGACUAUUUCGACGAGAUUAUCCCUCCCCCCAAUUCGGAUCGUAUGAUUACCGCCGCCAAGCUCGAGUUGCUGCGACGUGAACCCAACUUUGUCCCCCAGGCUGAUACCGGUCCUAGACCGUCCACGGGCUUCUUUCCCGGUGGCUGGGGAAGUGCCUCCACCCCGGUCUCGCCUGCUCUCGAAGCGACUGGGGCGGUCCAGGCAGGGCCACCCAUACGCCAGACGGGACAGAGGUCUCGCGCCGGUAGCUGUGAUACGUUUGGCUCGGCAGAAACCAGGCGAGGACGGCGGAUCCUCGGCCGGAUCAACACCAACCUCCCCUCCAUCCCGGAUGCCGCGUACGUGCCUCCGACACCGAGCUAUGCGAUCUCUCCGUCGGACCCUAUCCCCGCUGGCUAUGUCACGCAUGCCCAGGAUGCCUGCGUGAAGGUUGACUUUCAGUGGGACAGCAUGCGGGGGGACCAGAAUUGGGGCGAUGGCGGCGAGUAUGGCGAAGAAUGGAGCACCAUGCACACGCGGUUCCGCACUGGACUGGAACGCAUGGUCACCUGGUAUCAGGAUCAUGACCCGUCAAUGCCCUCCGGUCGGCCGCGACGGCACUCGCAAACGCUUGACGGCACGGAGGAGCCUAGCCCGCGCAAUGAAGCGGAGGAUGCCACCGAGACGAUCGUGGUUAUUAUCACCCACGGAGCAGGCUGCAAUGCGCUCAUUGGGGCAUUGUCUGGGGAGCCUGCACUGGUCAAUAUUAACACGGCAUCUCUUACCUUGGCGGUCCGGAAUGAUCGCCUGCCCGAAGCGACCGGGUCUGUCGGCGGUCCUGUGCGGGCAGAGGACUCCAGCUUGGCCCGCUAUAGCAUGAAACUAGUUGCCUCGACCGAUCAUCUGCGUGUUAACACCAGCACGUCGCGUGUUUCUUCGCCAAGCCAGGUGACAUCUCCGUCGAUGCCGUCCUACCGACGCGUGGCCACUCGUCCGUCGCUCUCCCACGGGCUGUUUAUCAUCGGGCCCUCGUCGACAUCUGGUCCCACGACGGAGGCAUGGAAGGCAGAGCGGCCUCUGACAGCAGUCGCCACUAAAUCACCUGGCCUCUGGGGUUCCAUCGCCGAGCCGACCGAGGAGAUUGUGCCCAACUUUGACUGGCCAGCUCCGUCGCCGGCCGUCAACGGUGAGAGCCCGGCAUCGACAUCAAAGGUGGAGGAUUCGACCUGGAAAAAAAACGUUCCUCAGCGGACGCUCUCUCAGCGGGGACUAUGGAGCAGCGGGGCGCCAAGCGAGCGCGAUAUGGGACAUAAGCGGCGGUGGACGGUGACUGAACGACGGCCGUGA
Molecule: messenger RNA, 1806 nt
Organism: Aspergillus ibericus CBS 121593
Lineage: Eukaryota; Fungi; Ascomycota; Eurotiomycetes; Eurotiales; Aspergillaceae
Exons: 2
Coding region: 1-1806 (601 amino acids)
Source: RefSeq, a predicted model, not a curated record